Molecule: messenger RNA, 2187 nt
Organism: Striga hermonthica
Lineage: Eukaryota; Viridiplantae; Streptophyta; Magnoliopsida; Lamiales; Orobanchaceae
Source: the annotation of a GenBank genome assembly
AUGUUGGGUUUUACGCUGUGGCCUUCUACGGCUGAGGUUUCAUUUUCUUGUUUGAAGUCGAAAAAUGUUGUUCCAAAAGCUUUCAGUAGACCUGGUGAGUUGAGCAGGAGAGAAAAACAAAGUGGAGUCCGAAAGAAAACGUUUGUUGCAUGCCACCUGGUACCCAGGCAAUUGGAAGGGUCAGAAGUAGGGAAGAUAAAGGCCCAUGAGCCGGCUUCGAAGUUGGAAUUUGUUCGGACGUUGUUGAUCGAUAAUUACGAUAGUUACACAUAUAAUAUUUAUCAAGAGCUUUCCGUCAUUAAUGGAUUGCCUCCAUUGGUGAUUCGUAAUGAUGAGUGGUCUUGGGAAGAUGUUUGUUAUUACCUGUAUGAAGAGAAAGCAUUUGAUAAUAUUGUGAUAUCCCCUGGUCCUGGAUCUCCAACAUGCCCAGCUGACAUAGGAAUAUGCCUCAGGCUGCUCCUUGAAUGCAGUGAUAUCCCUAUUUUAGGUGUUUGUCUCGGUCACCAGGCUUUAGGUUAUGUCCAUGGUGCACAGGUCAUUCAUGCUCCCGAACCUAUUCAUGGACGUUUGAGCGAUAUUGAGCAUAAUAACUGUGAGUUGUUCCACGGGAUCCCCUCUGGAUCAAAUUUGGGAUUUAAGGUGGUUCGAUAUCACUCCCUUGUGAUAGACCCGAGCUCACUACCCGUUGAACUAAUACCUAUAGCCUGGGCGUCUUCAUCUGAAACAAUCCCAUUUUUUGGUAUCAAAAAAUUCGAUUCAUACUCAGUUGGUUUUGAGAGACAUGUUGCGUUUCACAAUUUAGCUCAUUCUUUAUCCGCAAAAUCAAAGAAUGUGAAGAGUGGAAAUAUUCUUAUGGGAAUUAUGCACUCCAGUAGACCUCAUUACGGUUUGCAAUUUCAUCCAGAGAGUGUUGCUACUUGUCAUGGGAGGCAAAUAUUAAAAAACUUUGCAGAAAUCACAAAGGACUAUUGGUAUGGAUUGAGAUCGUCCUCAGGAAGCAUGGGGAAGGCUCAUUAUUCUGUAUGCAUGCAGGUGCCUGAUGUAACUCAGGUAUUGCAAGAUGCAGUAAGAAAUAAGCAUUUGGUGAAUGGACUGUGCUACAAGAAGACUGGACUCGGGAGCUCAAUUAGUACACCCCCUUCAGGAAAAACAAAAUUUUUGAAGUUGAAAUGGAGAAAAGUUGAAUGUUCUGUCUGCCAAGUUGGUGGGGCAGAAAAUAUAUUCUUCGAGCUUUUUGGAGAUUGCCAAGCAGGGAAUACGUUUUGGCUAGAUAGUUCAUCAACUGAUAUGCGCAGAGCUCGCUUUUCCUUUAUGGGUGGUAAAGGAGGGUCACUCUGGAGACAGUUGACAUUUAGAUUGCUGAACAAGAGAUUGGAUGAUAUGGCAUUUAAUCAUGGAGGCCAUCUAUCAAGUGAAGAUGCUGACGGCAACAUUACGAGGAGUUACUUGGAAGAUGGAUUUUUUAACUUUUUGAAUAAGGAGCUCCAGUCAUUUCAAUAUGAUUCAGCAGAUUAUGAAGGAUUGCCUUUUGAUUUCUAUGGUGGCUUUAUUGGUUACAUCGGGUAUGAUCUUAAAGUUGAAUGUGGGGCCCACACGAAUCGCCACGAGUCGAAGGCCCCCGACGCUUGCCUUUUCUUUGCAGAUAACCUCGUUGCAAUAGAUCAUCACUGUGAUGAUAUUUAUAUCUUGUCUAUAGUUGAAAACUGUGCAAGUACAACACCGUGGAUGGAUAAAAUCGAACAAAAGCUUCUGCAUAUAAAACUUUAUCCACCAAAAAAACCAAAGUCUUUAUCAUUAAAACUUUCCCAAAAGAAAUCUGCCGGAAAUAGAUUUUCAGCCGAUAAAUCAGAGGAGCAAUAUGUUUCGGACAUUGAAAAAUGUCAGGAACUUAUAAAGGAAGGGGAAAGUUACGAGCUGUGUCUUACAACACAAAUGAGGAUGAUAACUGUUGGCGAAAUAGAUUCUUUGGGAUUAUAUUCGAGCCUUCGAGAAAAAAACCCGGCUCCAUAUGCUGCAUGGCUCAGUUUUCCAAGAGAGAAGUUGUUUAUUUGCUGUUCUUCGCCCGAGAGGUUCUUAAGGUUGGAUAGGGACGGCGUUUUGGAAGCUAAGCCUAUUAAAGGGACCGUAGCUCGUGGGGCAUCUAAGGAGGAAGAUGAAAUGAACAAGCGUCGAUUGAUGUACAGGUAA